UCAGGAAGCUGAGCAGCCUGUUUCCAGACUUGGAGAGAGGAGAGGCCAGGGGAAGCCAGCAACUGUUUUCUGAAAUCUGGGGCUGGAAAUGGCCACGUGCAACAGUUCAAGUGAGGGGCUGCCUCCGGUGGCCGAGCCAGCCGUGGAGGGGGAGCCUCAUCUGCCCGUGGGCCGGGAGCUGGCUGAGGCCAACCGCUUUGCCUAUGCCGCCCUCUGUGGCAUCUCCCUGUCCCAGCUAUUUCCAGAACCUGAGCAAAGCUCCUUCUGCACGGAGUUUGUGGCGGGCCUGGUGAAGUGGCUGGAGUUGCCUGGAGCCGUCUUGCCAACCAUGACCGCUUUUGCCAACGGCCUGGGAGGCGAAGGAGCAGACGUGUUUGCUGCCAUUUUAUUGAAGGACCCCAUCUUGAAGGACGACCCAUUGGUGAUCAUUCAGGACCUUCUGAGCUUCUCCCUCCAGGAUGGGUGUUAUGAUGCACGGGCCCGAGUCCUCAUUUGCCACAUGACCUCCCUCUUCCGAGUGCCCGUGGGGGAGCUGGAUCUCCUUGAAGAGACGUUCCUUGAGAGCCUGAAGGAAACCAAAGAGGAGGAAUCUGAAACGGCUGAGGCAUCCCGGAAGAAGAAGGAAAACCGGAGGAAAUGGAAGCGCUAUCUCCUGAUAGGCCUGGCAACUGUCGGAGGCGGGACGGUGAUCGGCGUCACCGGGGGUCUGGCUGCCCCUCUUGUUGCCGCUGGCGCUGCGACUAUCAUCGGCAGUGCCGGGGCAGCGGCUCUGGGCUCAGUGGCUGGCAUCGCUGUCCUGACCUCGCUGUUUGGUGCGGCUGGAGCCGGCCUGACAGGAUACAAGAUGAAGAAGCGUGUCGGGGCCAUUGAAGAGUUCACAUUUCUGCCUCUGACAGAAGGCAGGCAGCUGCAUAUCACCAUCGCCAUCACAGGGUGGCUGGCAUCUGGCAAAUACCGUACCUUCAGCGCCCCGUGGGCGGCCUUGGCCCGCAGCCGCGAGCAGUACUGCCUGGCUUGGGAGGCCAAGUACCUGAUGGAGCUCGGCAAUGCCCUGGAGACCAUCCUCAGUGGUCUCGCCAACAUGGUAGCCCAGGAGGCCCUGAAGUACACAGUGUUGUCUGGCAUCGUGGCUGCCCUGACCUGGCCAGCCUCACUCCUCACUGUCGCCAACGUCAUCGACAACCCCUGGGGCGUGUGUCUCCAUCGAUCCGCAGAGGUUGGCAAGCACCUGGCCCACAUCCUGCUCUCCCGGCAGCAGGGCCGGCGACCUGUCACCUUGAUUGGCUUCAGCCUGGGAGCCAGAGUCAUCUACUUCUGUCUGCAAGAGAUGGCUCAGGAGAAAGACUGCCAAGGGAUCAUUGAGGACGUCGUCCUGCUGGGAGCACCUGUGGAAGGAGAAGCCAAGCACUGGGAGCCGUUCCGGAAGGUGGUGUCUGGGAGGAUCAUCAACGGCUACUGCAGGGGGGACUGGCUGCUGAGCUUCGUGUACCGCACGUCCUCGGUGCAGCUCCGCGUCGCCGGCCUACAGCCCGUGCUGCUGCAGGACAGGAGGGUAGAGAACGUGGACCUGUCCUCUGUCGUCAGCGGCCAUCUGGACUACGCCAAGCAGAUGGACGUCAUCCUGAAGACUGUGGGCAUCCACACCAAGCCAGGCUGGGACGAAAAGGGGCUCCUGCUGGCCCCAGGCAGCCUGCCCCAGGAGGAGCCUCACCAGACAGCAGCCGCCUCCUCAUCAGACAAGACCACACCUGGAGACAGCCCCAAAGUGGCCACAGCCACUGACCCUAGCCGAGCCCCGGUGCCGGCAGGGCUGGACCCUGCCGAGAGUCCCCAGAUCUGCGGCCACGGCAUGGGCCCCAACCCACUGGGCUGCCCCGAUUGUGCCAGCGAGACCCAGGGGCCCUGCGCAGGGCUGGACUGA
Molecule: messenger RNA, 1921 nt
Organism: Puma concolor (puma)
Lineage: Eukaryota; Metazoa; Chordata; Mammalia; Carnivora; Felidae
Gene: TMCO4
Product: transmembrane and coiled-coil domains 4
Source: RefSeq, a predicted model, not a curated record